AUGACUAGUGAAUUUGAACCGGAUUGGGCGGAUGCCCCAGUUGAGGAAAAGUACGUUUUUCAAUUUGAUUUUGAGCAAAAUAAACGUAUUUCCAUUCUUUCAGAAAACAAAGGAAGGAAACGGCUUCAAUGUUUGGACCACAAAAAGAUCCUAAAUGGUGGGAUAUCAAUACUUUUAAUAAGGAAGAUAAUCCACACGGUCUCCUUCAAGAAUCAUCAUUCUCCAGUCUUUUCCCAAAAUACAGAGAAAAGUAUAUCAAAGAAAGUUGGCCGCUUGUUGAAAAAGCAAUGGGUGAACAUUUCUUGAAAGCAGAUUUGGAUUUGUUAGAAGGAACAAUGUGUAUAAGAACAACUCGAAAAACAUGGGAUCCUUAUAUAAUUAUGAAAGCAAGAGAUGUUCUCAAACUUCUAUCAAGAAGUGUUCCUUAUGAACAAGCAAUUCGUGUUUUGGAAGAUGAAAUUUAUUGCGAGAUUAUCAAAAUUUCAUCAAUGGUCAGAAACAAGGAGCGAUUUGUGAAAAGAAGAGCAAGACUUAUUGGAAAUGAAGGUUCGACAUUAAAAGCCUUAGAAUUGCUUACACAAUGUUUUGUUUGUGUUCAAGGAGGAACUGUUUGUGCAAUUGGACCAUUGAGUGGAUUGAAACAAAUCAAGUAAGUAAUUUUUCAAACUUUUUUUUAAUUCUUAUGCAAACAUAUUAUUUUUUCAGCCAAAUUGUAACUGAUUGUAUGAAUAAUAUUCAUCCAAUUUACAACAUCAAAACAUUGAUGAUUAAAAGAGAAUUGGCGAAAAAUGAGGAAUUGAAAGAUGUAAAUUGGGAUGGAUAUUUACCAAAAUAUCGAAAGAAGGUUCAAUCAGCAACAACAACAAAAGAAGCAAAAAAGAAGAAGGCAAUGAAUAUGAAAAAGAAGGGAGAAUAUACACCAUUCCCACCAGCACCAGUUUUGAGCAAAAUUGAUAAACAAUUGGAAAGUGGAGAAUAUUUUGUUAGAGAAAACGAGAAAAAGAUGAACAAGAAAAGGUUAGUUUUGUCUUUAGGCUAACUCAUUCUGUUCCUCGAAAUCAUAUAAUUAACUGAUUUUUAGAGCAAAACUCGAAGCUUCCGCUGUUAAGACAAUUGAAAAACAACAAGCCAAGUUGAAAGUGUAUCAACAAAAAGAUGAAGCUCCACGUGAAAAGGUUACCAAGAAGCGUGAAAACGACACGCCGCUUGAUCUCGAAAAACUGAAGAAAAAAGUCAAGAGAGUUAAAAAGUAA
Molecule: messenger RNA, 1253 nt
Organism: Caenorhabditis angaria
Lineage: Eukaryota; Metazoa; Nematoda; Chromadorea; Rhabditida; Rhabditidae
Source: the annotation of a GenBank genome assembly